Micropterus dolomieu (smallmouth bass) is the source of this 3214-nucleotide messenger RNA. It is a transcript of the gene tagapb, whose product is annotated as T cell activation RhoGTPase activating protein b. Gene Ontology annotation, biological process: signal transduction; regulation of Rho protein signal transduction. Gene Ontology annotation, molecular function: GTPase activator activity. The record is from RefSeq and is a predicted model, not a curated record. The transcript is spliced from 12 exons. Bases 359 to 2362 code for a protein of 667 amino acids. NCBI's taxonomy places the organism in Eukaryota, Metazoa, Chordata, Actinopteri, Centrarchiformes, Centrarchidae.
GCUGGACGAGUGUGUUCAGGUCACCGAGGGCUCAAAGACCAAGGAGAGACACCUGUUCCUCUUCAGCGACGUCAUUAUCUUCGCCAAACUCAAGUCGACUGCCAGCUACCGUCUGAAGCACAGAGUGAACCUCGAGGACAUCUGGCUUUACGGUUUUGAAGAUGAACCGGAGGAUGAGGAGGGAACAGCGGCGGAUUUUGACCUCAGGGUGACUCUCGUCUUGGCCUGGGCUCUCACUUUUUGCUUGGUGUGUUUUCGCUCGCCUGAGGUGAAAGAACGCUGGUUAGAUACUCUUUACAGAAAAAUUAAAGACGCAAAAGCGAGGGUUGGUUGUGCUUCUUCACCUCCAGACGUCCUAAUGAAGGUGUUGAGCGGCAGCAUCACAACUAAAACUCUAACAGGAGGUGGCAUGGAACAAUUCAUUGAGUUUCCACUUGAUGGAGAUGCAAAGAUCUCUGCUGUGUCAAAGCAGCCGAAUAACCAGGAGGACAAACCAGCACAGCCCAUUGAAACCAAGUGGAACCUGGUGAGGAGGCUCGGAAAGGGCUCUAGCUUCGUCAGAAAAGCACGCCGAUCAGAUGCAGACACAAAGACACAGCUGUUUGGACAGCCACUCUGCAAGAUAUGCCCAGACGACUGCUCACUUCCAAAACCAGUCGCAGAGAUGCUGGUGUUGCUGAGGAAGAGAGGGCCGUCCACAGAGGGAGUGUUUCGGAAACCGUGCAACAACAAGAACAUGAGGGACAUCAGAGAGCAGAUCAACAGUGGACUGGAGGUGGACAUGGAUAGCCAGCCGGUCGUUCUGCUUGUCGGGCUCCUCAAAAGUUUUCUGAAGGAGCUUCCUGGCAGCCUGCUGGUGUCUGAACUUUAUGACAACUGGAUGACGGCUCUGGACAACGAAGACACCCAGGAGAAAGCUCUGGAAAUCAGAAAGGUGGUAGACAAGCUACCCGGGGCUAACAAACUCCUCCUCCAGCAUCUAGUCUGCGUCCUCCAUCACAUCCUCGAGAGGGCCGACACCAACAAGAUGGACGCCCACAACCUUGCGGUGUGUAUCGCCCCCACGCUGCUGCAGCUGGAUGGCACGCCGCUGGAUGAGCAGAAGGAAAAGAUGAAGAAGGUCACAGAGCUAACUCAGUUCCUGAUUGAGCAUUGUGAGAUACUUGGAGAGAAUAUCCCAAAUCUGCUGGAUACUGAUGAAGACUCGCUGUCCUCUCAGCAUCAUGAUUCCGCGUAUGACAGCACCGACCCAGAUGGAGAUGGAGAGGCAGGAGAGACUGCCAGCUCCACGCAUGGAGAGAGCGGGUCAUCUUCUUCUCUCAGUCCCAGCUUCACCAUCUCAUCUUGGCCAGCUGAUGCUAUCUUCGACGAAAAGCCGACAUUCAACCGUCGCUGCUCUGAGCCCAUCAUCCUCCUCUCAGCAGAUCUGCAGAGCCUGUGCAGCCACUCCAGGAGCCAUGAUGACUGCUCGAUGGAGAGGGAUGACUUUGACGAGCAGCCUCUGAAAAAGCAGAUCUCAGAUGACUCCUUCUUGCUCAAAGUACGAGGUGGAGCAAGGCCAGUGUCUUUUCCAAAACUGAGCAGCAGCUCCAACAUGGAUCCACUGCCCUACAUGACAGGCAAAGACUGCUCAUGCUCUUCCCUAGAGAGUGCUGCCUCUAAUCAGUCAGAAAGCUCCGUUUUCACCAGUUCCCCAGUGGGGUCGCCAGCCUGCCCCAGGAGAUCAAAUGCUACCAACCAGCCUUCAGUGGCUGCAAAGGCUCAACAGGACAUUGCCAGACCACUUGCAGAUGAGAAGAGACGUUCACACUCUGUGAGAAUUGCCAGUAAAGUCCUUAUGAGGACCAGGAGCUUAGGAGCCUUCAGCAGGAGCAGCCUGAAGAAAGACUCUCCGAAGGAAAACUCCUUCCCUUGUGAAACUCUCCAGGAGGACUCUCAGAGUGAAGCAGAUACAACAGCUGAGCUUCUGCACAAGCCACGCCCUCUGUCUGCCAUUGAAGUGUUUAAGCACGUGGACAGCAAGCUGCCCUGCAGGCCUCCAGCAUACGAGCAGGCAGUGCAGAACAUGGGUCUUCCUCCCCAGUACGGAUCAAUGACUGUACACGAUGCCAUAAAGCUGGACAGGAGGUCCCGUCCAUCCUCUGUAAAUUAUGACUUGCCAGCUACCUGUUCUGUCAAUCAGUACAUAGACUGUUUUGCUCAAGCAGCCCAGGACAAAGCCAAGAGUGUCGAGCAGCGGCAGCCUUUCCGCCAGAGAGCUAUGUCUGAGUCGGUGUCUGCAAGUCGUCAUGACGUUGUGUCACGGCGAUGUAGCCAGCCUGUGUUUGAGGAAUUUUCUUAUGCUAAAGAGUCUUAUGUUUGAUUGACUUUUCUCAGAUUGGAUUUUAGCGAUACAAUCAUUUAUCGGAGUUUGAUCUCAGUGGGCAAAGUCAAAGAACCAGUUGUCAAGCUGCAAAUAAGCAGCCUGGCAAGUUUCUUUUAUUUUCAUUCAUUCAGAGCCACAGCAUUCAUCAAUUUCGAAGGUUAGUUAGCCUGCCCUUUUAACUAAGACAACUUAAUAUGGCUGGAUUGUAUGUUUUUUUUAAUAGCAAGAGAGUUUGGCUUCAUAAUAGGUGCCACUUCCUCUCCUAUUAUUUCACUUUUCACUGUUCUUUUGUUGGUUAGACAGAGAAAUGCCCUUCUUUAGGCUCUGCCCACUGAGCUGCUCUGUGUUAGAGAAAUGCUUGUAUAUGUACAUCAGGUCCAAUUUGUUAUUUUUCACUGUUGUUCACUUUGAAUAAAUGUCAGCUAUGUGCUGCCUUUCUGGUUGCACUUUGUCAGUAGUACUAUUUAGAGUACAACAUUUAAUAGAUAUGUAGUUAUCAUGAUAGAUAUCUAGUCUAUCACAAUGAAGCUAUGGAACCACACUUCACUGUGGAUAAAAAUAUGCUAUAAGUUUUUUGUUGUGUUGUUUUGACUUAGUCAUAUGUACAGUCAAGCACAUGGAGCACAAUUUGUUUUGCUUUGUGCAAACCUUGCAUGGUCUUUUUUUCUUGCACUACAGUAAAGCACUUUUCUAAUGAUAAAAUAUACUUUGUUUAUUUGUAUGCUAAAAUGUAAAUAAUGUCAGAUAGCAAUAGAUAUAGAUGGAUACUCUUUGUCAAGAGAUCUUCCAGAUUCAAGCAAGUCCAUGACACAUGGUUGUUGUAGAAAAACUAUGCAAUAAAAGAAAAUA